Molecule: messenger RNA, 2133 nt
Organism: Neoarius graeffei (lesser salmon catfish)
Lineage: Eukaryota; Metazoa; Chordata; Actinopteri; Siluriformes; Ariidae
Gene: ccn5
Product: cellular communication network factor 5
Exons: 5
Coding region: 40-1071 (343 amino acids)
Biological process (GO): signal transduction; cell adhesion
Cellular component (GO): extracellular region; extracellular matrix
Molecular function (GO): heparin binding; integrin binding
Source: RefSeq, a predicted model, not a curated record
CAGCACCAGUAGCUCAGCAUACCGCGUUGGGACAGUGGGAUGGACAAAAACGUGCAAAACACAUACCCUCUGCUGGCAUGGGCACUACUUUUGUACCUGUGCUCUCAGGUAUGCUGUCAACAGUGUGCCAGACCAUGCCAGUGUCCCAGCUCUGUGCCAGCCUGCCCUCAAGGCGUUGCUCUCAUCCUGGACGGAUGUGGAUGUUGCCAAGUGUGUGCCCGCCAGAAGGGUGAAACCUGCACUGACCUACUCCUGUGCGACAACGGCUUGGAAUGUGACUACAAAGCCAGUUUCCCUGGAGAUCCAGGAGAGUGUGUCAGUCAGGAAGAGCUGGGUUGUGAGCUGAAUGGCAUUUCUUAUCAGGAGGGUGAAGUGUUCCAGCCAUCCUGCAGCAGCCAGUGCAAAUGUGCAGGUGGAGGAGUGGCCUGCGUGCCCCUGUGCCCUGAGGAUGUCCGCCUGCCCAGUUCAGACUGCCCAUAUCCUCAAAGGGUCCAGCUGCCAGGAAAGUGCUGUAAGGAGUGGGUGUGUAAGAACUUGGACAACAAUGUAAUACAACCUUCUGAUACAGGUUACAGUUAUGCCCAAAUGUUGCCUGCACAUCCUGGUUCCCAAGGCACACUCAGCUUAAACUGUAUACACCAGAGCACAAGGUGGAGUGCCUGCUCGCAUACCUGUGGCAUGGGAAUCUCCACACGUGUGAGCAACCAGAAUGAGGCCUGCAGACUUGAGCAGCAGAUCAGGCUAUGUCAAAUCCGACCAUGCCUGGCUUUGCCACAUCAAGCACCAGUGUGGCCAAGGAGAUGUAAGCCGAGCUAUAUGUCAGAAUUUCCCACACGCCUGUUCUAUCAAGGCUGCCACAGCACACAAUUAUAUCGUCCACUUUACUGUGGCCUCUGCACUGACGGCCGAUGUUGCACACCUUAUCAGACCAACACUGUCUCAGCCACCUUCCUCUGUCCAGGGGGCCGCCUGCUCCACAAAGCUGUCAUGAUGAUCAAGUCCUGUGUUUGCCAUUCUAACUGCCCCUACUCAUCUGGUGGAAUCUACAGGAGGCUUCCUUUGAGGGGAUAGAUACUCUCAUGCACUGACUCACAUAAAACCCUGUUUGAAGCCUAGAAAGAAUAGCACUUUGCACAUACCACAGUAUUUUUUUUUAUUACCAGGGAAAGAUUAGUAAAUCCUGGGCACCUGGGUAGGAACUGGGCAGGUGCUAUCCAGAAGACCUUCAGCAAUUGGCUUUUUUCUUGCUUUUCCCUUCGCAAACUCUUUCACCAAAUCCACCAAAGUCCAGCUCUUUAACAAGCUCCAACUCCAUGGUUCGCAGUGACAGCAUGUUAAGUCUUCUUUGGCCAAUUUUAGUUUGUUUUUAAUCCAACCUAUUAGGCAAAAUGGACAUUCUUUGGCUUCUCUCUUCUUUUCAUCAACACAGUGUGGAUCUCUGUUUUUUUCCAUCCACUUCUCUCUUCAGUUAGGACCUAACUGACUGCUCAUUGGGUACAAAUUCAGACCCAUACACUAAUAAUUUUUCAUAAUUUAUUUCAUAUUCUGUGACUUUACAUUCAUCAGCUUGGGUUCUAUUAAAAUCAGAAGGUUUUUCAAUUUCAUAAAACCGGUGAAAUUUAGUUCCCUCUGAAAUUUGGUCAUUGUGCUAUAUGUUUAUUUAUGUAAUAUCUCACAAAAUAUCAAGCCACCCUGUAGCUGGGAAGUUAUUUAAUUUGAGGGGAUUCCCUAGCAAAUAAUGUGCAUGAAAUCACGGACAGGGGAAGUCCGUGUGCGCAUGUGCAGGUUUACGGCAUCUUCUGAAAGGCAGUCUACCUUUAAAUAACUAAUGUUUGACAGUGUAAAGGUUACUUAGUCUAAUGAUUCAUUUCAAAUCUAUGCUUGUUGGAGACCCACUAGUUGGAAGGUCCCCCGGACAUCUGCCGAAUGUCCCGGUCACUUAUCCGUCUCUGCAAAUUAUGUCAUUUUGUAUAAAGAGCUUGUGAUCACACAUACAUUUACAAUGGCCUUGCUUAAGAAUGUACUGGACUGGCCUGAUUCUUCACUUACAGCCUGUGUAUAUAGAUUUUGUGUGUGUGUAUGAUCAGAAUUUUAACUUUGCUAUGAAUUUGAGAAGUCUGUUAAGAUGUUAAA